GUUACUUCCAUUUUAGCGGGUUUGUACCCUUAGUGUUCAAAGUUGCAAUCAUUUAUUUUCGACAGCCUAUAUGAAUAAUCCUGGAAUAUCGAAUCGGCUCCGUAAAGAAAUGGAGCGAUUCCUGACUGAGCCACCUUCAGGAAUUUCCUGCUGCAUUAGAGACAGCAACAUUUCAACAUUAGAUGCCAAUAUUAUUGGCCCCCCUGGUUCACCAUAUGAAGGUGGAGUAUUUCAUCUGGAAGUUCAACUUCCCAGAGAGUAUCCUUUUCAACCACCGAGAGUUGUUUUUAUAACUCCAAUUUAUCACCCAAACAUUGAUGAAGGUGGUAGAAUAUGUCUGGAUCUCUUAAAACUACCCCCCUCUGGAUCUUGGAGAUGCACUACUACUAUCGCAAAUGUGUUAAUUGCUGUUCAGUGUCUUUUGGCAUCACCCAACCCAUCAGAUCCUCUAAACCCAGAAAUAGCGGCUCUGAUGCAGUCUGAUAUAAAACAGUUUGAGAAAACUGCCAAGGAACAUACAUUAAAAUUUUGUAAAGUUGGAAGUUUGUCGGGUGCAGAAGCUAAUACACAAUCAUCAAAUCAUAUGCCAGAAAAAAUGGACUGUGAUUAAUAAAGGUUCUCCAGUUCAUUCAAAUUCAAAUUCAAAAUUAAAGAUUUUCAGUAUUAUGUCUUCUGUGAUAUU
Nezara viridula (southern green stink bug) is the source of this 682-nucleotide messenger RNA. The record is from the annotation of a GenBank genome assembly. Lineage: Eukaryota; Metazoa; Arthropoda; Insecta; Hemiptera; Pentatomidae.